AUGACAAACAUUCAGGCGAAGUCUUUCGGGGCCAUAUUUGGGGGCUCGGACAUCAUAGGAAAGUCAGAGACAGGCAGCGGGAAGACUCUGGCGUUUUUGCUGCCUCUGUUGAUGUCUUUGAAAAUAAAAAAAGAAAAUAAAAUCAAAGAAAAUAAAAUCAAAGAAAAUAAAAUCAAAGAAAAUAAAGUCAAAGAAAUCCUAAAGUCAGCAGCAGCAGCAACGCGCGGCACUGACCCUUUCCCCGCCCGCCCGCAGCUCGUCGUGCUCGCCCCCACAAGGACGAGGGCUUAG
Eimeria tenella is the source of this 291-nucleotide messenger RNA. RefSeq lists its product as uncharacterized. Gene Ontology annotation, biological process: mRNA splicing, via spliceosome. The record is from RefSeq and is a predicted model, not a curated record. Gene Ontology annotation, cellular component: nucleus. Bases 1 to 291 code for a protein of 96 amino acids. The transcript has 3 exons. Lineage: Eukaryota; Apicomplexa; Conoidasida; Eucoccidiorida; Eimeriidae. Gene Ontology annotation, molecular function: nucleic acid binding; ATP binding.